Messenger RNA from Phytophthora sojae, 3390 nucleotides. RefSeq lists its product as hypothetical. The transcript has a single exon. The coding region runs from base 1 to 3390 and encodes 1129 amino acids. The record is from RefSeq and is a predicted model, not a curated record. Gene Ontology annotation, molecular function: protein binding. NCBI's taxonomy places the organism in Eukaryota, Oomycota, Peronosporomycetes, Peronosporales, Peronosporaceae.
AUGCAGACCGCACGCCGGCCGGAAGCUUCGUUCGGGGACGUCCUGGACGGCGCCAUAUCGGACGUGGUGGACCACCGCCAGGACAAAUGGUACGGCGUCUUCAUGCCGGCGUUGCGCACCUUCCACUCGCAUUUCGGUCACACGGAGGUGCCCGAGGAGUUCGUGGUGCCGCAUUCGACUUCGAUGUGGCCGCGACCCACGUGGGGGCUGCACCUCGGCCAGAUCAUCAGUCGCAGCCAUGACACCAAGAGGCUUUACAGGGAGCAAGUGGAGGCGUCGCAGCUGGACCUGCAGAAGUUGGGCUUCACCUGGAAGGUGACGAAUGCCGCGGAUCGGUCCUGGAGGCACCAGGUGCUGCCGGCGUUGCGCGUGUUCCACCAAGAGCACGGCCACUGCAACGUCAAGAGCAGCUUCGUGGUGCCCGAGUGGGAUCCGUGGCCGAAACAGUCGUGGGGAUUGAACCUCGGAGCCAUCGUCAAGCGGGUUCGAGCGGGGAAGAGCUACGCCGACCAAGCGACUCAAGACAGUGCGGUGCUGGAGAAGCUGGGGUUUCUGUGGGACCCGAGGGAUGUCGAGUGGCAGGAGUGUAUUCUACCGGCGCUGGUCACGUUCGCGGAUGAGUUUGGGGAGGAAGUGCCGUUGACGUCGGACUUUGUGGUGCCGUCCGAGCCGCCGUGGCCCAAGCAGACGUGGGGGCUCGAACUCGGAUUGUUCAUGAGUGACGCGCAGAGGAGAGAGCAGUACUUUGUGCAGAUUAUCAAGGACGCGCAUGUGUUGGAUGAGUUGGGCUUCGAGGUGAGCUUAUCGGACACGACUUGGGGGCGACAGGUGGUCCCGCUCCUGACGAUUUACUCGACGAUUUACCCGAACCAACUGAAGCUUGCGGAAGAUUUCGUAAUCCCGCACAAACAACCUUGGCCCAGGAAGGUGUGGGGGCUGAAGCUAGGCGAAAUCGGAGCGCAGAAUGCCAUGCGCUUGGCUGAUGCGGAGCUGGAGUGGAAAGAAUGGAGAGACUUGCCAGAGACUGUAUCGCCCGUGUCGGAGAACAGAAGUCAGCAGUGGAAGAUCCGGAUCUUCCCAGCCUUGGUCACGUUCGUCAAAGUGUUCGGAGAUUGCCGACUUGGCGGCCACUUCACCGUUCCGUCUGAAGAUCCGUGGCCAAAGCCCACGUGGGGGCUGCGUCUUGGCGCUGGAAUUGCCGACUAUUAUAAGAAUGGGACGUACUUCGAGCAACUCGGACGAGACGCAGAUCGCUUGGCGCUACUCGGAUAUUCCUUCAGGGUAUCAGAGACUCCGUGGGAGCAGUACGGCGCUCCGUUACUUGAGACCUAUUCGACUAUCAACCCGUGCGUUGUGGUGCCCGAGAACUUCGUGAUCCCAUCUCAAGCUCCGUGGCCAGAAACAAUGUGGGGCGUCAAGUUGGGGAUCCUGGUGCGAUGGAAUUCCCAGCUCAUGACCUCAAUCGAGAAUGAAUGGAGGGCGCAGGUGCUGGCGGCGGUCGAAGUUUAUCGAACGGGGUUUGGAGACGUGCCUAUCGGCAAGAAAUUCGUGAUCCCGUCGCAACUGCAAUGGCCGAAGAAGACGUGGGGUAUGGAUCUGGCACGGAUCUUACAUCGUUUGCAUAUCGGGGAGUGUUACGACGGUCAUGGGGCUCUAGCAAGGAACUCGAUAGCUAGGCUAAAACACCUGCUGCACCGUCGUCGGGAUGAAGCUUGGGAGUCAAUAUUCACGGCCCUGCAGGCAUUCACCAACAAUUACGGACACUGCAUCGUAAAGCCACAUUUCGUUGUUCCGACCAGACCUUCGUGGCCAAAGGCGGUGUGGAAUUUGCAACUAGGGCAGAUCGUCGAGAAGAUGAUAGCAACCGGCAACUUUUUCUCGUACGCUGGACGGACUGCCAACCGGUUGAACAAACUCAACUUCAGUCUGACGCUGUCGAGCUCCGCGUGGGAGAAGAAAGUCGCUCCUUUGAUCGCCACUUUUGCUAAUCUCCACCCUCGAGACGCCAUCCCACGAGCGGCUGGAGGUGGCUUCUCAAUCCCAUCGGAGGAACCGUGGCCCGAGAAUGUCUGGGGAGUGAACCUCGGAGCUGUCGUGCAGUGGAAUUUGAAGCGCUUGGAGACCAUUGAACGGGACUGGAAGGCUCAAGUGCUACAGGCGAACGAAGUGUAUCGAUACGAGAACGGGAACAAGGUUUUGCGGGAUAAAUUCGUGGUGCCCUCUCGAUCUCCAUGGCCUUCUAAGACUUGGGGGCGCGAGCUUCGGCACAUUUUGACGUGCGUUCAGAUUGGGCAGCACUACGGGGGACACAUUGCUCUCGCCAACUUUCACUCGAACGACGCCUGCGUCGUCGCUAGUCCACAGAAUGAGCAGCAGUGGAAGGCGGUCAUCAUGCCAGCUCUUCACACGUUUGCCACAGUCUUUGGACACUGCGCAGUUGAAGAAGACUUUGUCGUUCCCCCUCUUUAUCCAUGGCCAAAGUCUGCGUCCGGGGUGAAUCUAGGCAGUGUCGUUGCAGCUAUGGAGAAGCUCGGGCUCUACUUUGCCGAGGUGGGGCUCAACGCCGAUCGACUGGAGACUUUCGGCUUCAGGUACAAGUUGGCCGAUGCGCCGUGGCAGGAGCACGUCGCCCCGUUGCUGAGUACAUUCGCGUCUCAGUAUCCUCACGAGAUUCUUCCCGAAGACUUUGUGAUUCCAGCAAAGGACUCGUGGCCCCAGCAGUUCUGGGGGCUGAGGCUUGGCAAGAUCUUCAUGUGGUCCUCUCGAUACGUCUGGAAUCACAACUACGGAGCGAAAUGGACAGAGCGCGAGAUGCCAGAGAACACAAGUCUAGCAGGAGAGUAUGGCUACUGCCGCGUUGCGUCUAGCUUCAGGGUCCCCAGCGAACUUCCGUGGCCUAAACAAAUGUGGGGGCUGCGGAUGAAGACGUACCUCCGUCAGAUGAAUCAAAGCGGCGACCUGUUCAUCCCUGGCGGACUUCAACGCGCCAUGAUGAACGAACAGCAGUUCGGCUUCGUCUUCAAACUCGCUACGGAGGUUUCGUGUGGAAUGCCCCAACGCGACGAGUACCGAGCAGAUGAAGAGCAGAUCGAGCGUAUCAACGUUGAAUCAGAAGAAGAGGAAGAAGUUGAGCCUGAAAGGUUACUGGGCAAGCAACAGCUACCCAGUGCGUUCUGCAAGAAACGAGAGGGCUGGGUGGGCAGCUACUCGCCCAAGGCUCGCAAAGCUCGAGUGGAGAGGUUCUUGAAGAAGCGGCAGGAGCGCGUGUGGGUCAAGGAGGUCAAGUACGACGUGCGUAAAAGUUUUGCAGACACGCGACUGCGUGUCAAGGGGCGAUUUGUGACUCGAGAAGACGAGAAAACUAUGCGGGAGCUGCUCAGCUUCACGUGA